Phaeoacremonium minimum UCRPA7 is the source of this 363-nucleotide messenger RNA. Its product is annotated as putative gnat family protein. The transcript has a single exon. Gene Ontology annotation, molecular function: acyltransferase activity, transferring groups other than amino-acyl groups. The record is from RefSeq and is a predicted model, not a curated record. Lineage: Eukaryota; Fungi; Ascomycota; Sordariomycetes; Togniniales; Togniniaceae. The coding region runs from base 1 to 363 and encodes 120 amino acids.
AUGAUGUUGAACGUGCCAGCUUAUGCAUCGGCUGCCAACCACAACCGCCGAUGCGAGCUGGGAAUCUCGCUUGCCCCAGAAUUCCAGAAUAAGGGGUAUGGAACAGAGGCUAUCACGUGGGCCGUUGACUGGGCAUUCCGCUUUGCGAAUAUGCACUGUGUGUACCUCAACACGAUCUCAUUCAAUGUCCGAGGGCAGAAGGUCUAUGAGAAGAUUGGCUUCAGGCUAGAAGGACGACUGCGACAUUAUAAAUGGCAUGACCGACAGUGGCACGACCAGCUACUAUACUCCAUCCUCGAGGACGAGUGGGAGGACAUACAGAAGGCUAAAGCUGAUGCAAAGGCCGUCAAAGAGGAGAUAUGA